Messenger RNA from Penicillium brevicompactum, 975 nucleotides. Its product is annotated as MIND complex subunit MTW1. Gene Ontology annotation, cellular component: chromosome, centromeric region; nucleus. Gene Ontology annotation, biological process: kinetochore assembly; mitotic cell cycle; mitotic sister chromatid segregation. NCBI's taxonomy places the organism in Eukaryota, Fungi, Ascomycota, Eurotiomycetes, Eurotiales, Aspergillaceae. The transcript has 3 exons. Bases 1 to 975 code for a protein of 324 amino acids. The record is from RefSeq and is a predicted model, not a curated record.
AUGAACGAUGCGACAACCUCCUUGCUCACUGAGCACUUCAGCUAUACCCCAUUAUCUCUCAUAGAUGACAUUAUCAACUCGAUAAACAACCUGAUCUACCAAGCCAUAUCGAGCUUGGAAUCUGGACUGCUCAAUACGCCGCCCGAGCGCCUUGGUUUUUCGCACGCCAACAAUGGUAUCACCAUCCCGGAGACCGACGAUGAUGGCAACGUUUUAUAUCCUGAGGCGAAGCUAGAGAUUGAGAACGGACUGCACCAGCUGGAGACGCUACUGGAGACCAAUGUCGAUAAGGCCUUUGAUAAAUUCGAAAUUUAUGUCCUGCGAAACAUUCUCACGGUGUCGGAGGAUCUGCUUCCAUACGUGCGCCUGAAGCACUACGAGGGCCUCUCCUUCGGCUCUUCGGCAGAUACACCAACACCCGAGACCAUCCAUGCGCAGCGCAAAAAGCUUUUCGAAACGAAGAAACUGAACCGCUCACUGAAAGAGGAAAGCGCCCGGAACGAGGCAGUCAUAUCCCAGCUCAAAUCAAUACUCUCCACAGUUCAAACAGCCAAGGCUGAAGAUGCGCCUGCGACACCGAGCAAAGCGCUGGAUCUGUCGUUCCUGACCUCCAGUCCAGCUGCGCGCCAGCUUCGCGUCGGCGUGGAUGCCGGACCGAAUGCCAAACCCACACCUCUGACCACGCACACUACCUUUAUUCUUUCACAACUGCCCGCGCUGCAGGCCACACUUGAGCAGCUUCGACCGAAGUUGGCCGCUCUGCCCGACUCGAUGAUCCCAAUGGAAGCGAAGUCAAAGCGUGACGAGAGGAAGGAGUACAUUGAGGGCCGAAUUCGGUUACACCUCGAGCGAGCUGGUCAGCUUGCCACUGGGGAGGACGGAAAUCCUGUUGUUGCAGGUCGCAGGAUCGACAUCAGAGAGGCGCAUGCUCUUGAAAGUGUGGCCAAUCUACUUACGCAAAAGGAGAAUGUGUAA